This is a messenger RNA of Phlebotomus papatasi, 2326 nucleotides long. RefSeq lists its product as uncharacterized. The coding region runs from base 425 to 1447 and encodes 340 amino acids. The transcript has 4 exons. Lineage: Eukaryota; Metazoa; Arthropoda; Insecta; Diptera; Psychodidae. The record is from RefSeq and is a predicted model, not a curated record.
AGUGAAAGACGUGAGCCUGAUACCGACAGAGUGAGAAAAAGUCAUCAAGCAAUUUUCACAAGUUUUUUUUUUCCACAAAUUUAAUUUUGACUGAAAAAAAAGAACUGUCCGCAAAGUCCAAAGACAUUUCCUUCCGUUUUUUUGGUUGGUGCUUUCCUCGGGAAAAGGGACUUUGUAUUUUGGGAAAGCUAUAGGAAGUGUGAGUGAAAAAGCGCGCCAAAAAUUGUGGACUAGUCCAAGGAGGAAAGCAAGAGGAGGAAGAGAGAGAUACGGAUGAGAGGAAAAACAUAGAGAGAGAUUUUCCCGGUUGUAUUUACUGAAGCCGGUUGCUGUUUGAAUUGACUGAUAAAAAGCAAACAGCCAGAGGAGGUAUCGCGUAGAAAUCCUGCGAUAGAGAACAAUAGGAGGAAGAGCGGACCAGUAGAUGCUGAAAAUGCAUUUUCCACUGUGGAUUCUGCCUAUGGCACUGCUCUGCUGGACAGAAAUUCAAGGCAUUCAAGGAGCAGCCACCACAUCACGCGAUCGCGCGGAAAAAGUGGAUGAAACAUCAAAUAUUGAGGAGAAUUUCAUCGCUCUGCUCCCAGAUCGUCCGGUAGAUGUGGUGAAUGAUGAAAUGCGAAGUAAUGAGAUUUCCAUCAAUCCAAUCGCAACAUUAGUACUUCAGUCAGAAUAUCCCGCGCAGGAGACCAGAGAACGUGAUUAUACGGGGAAUGUAUCGAAAUCCAGCAAAACACCAAAAUCCCUUACCAGUCAAGAAGUGGAAGAGAAGUGGUCAACCAGUGGAAAAGGUCGAGGAUGGGGAAAUUUGGAAAAGCAGCGGUAUUAUUCGAAAACUGCUGGACAUCACACAAGGAAACAUAGGCAUCAUCACCAUCGAGACCAUGGGCAUUACAUGCUCCGGAAUAAUGCGAUUAAGAAGAAAUCCAAAGCACAAGGACGCAUUGACUAUUACGACAAAGAUUCCAACGCCGGACGUCGGGACAACUGGUCCAACUUCAUUCGCUUGCAGAAUCAAUUGGAACGAGACAAAGAGGAAGAUAUUCCACCUUAUAUGAAGAAAAUCAAUCGACGCACAAAACAACUCAGGAUUCUGAUGGAGGGAACGGGGACUGUACCACCGCGGCGGCAUAGGAUUCCAGUUUCUUCGGUCAGAGAACCCAAAUGGUUGGAUGAGAAUGUCUUUGAUGAGCAACGCCCAAAUGCAAAGAAGAUUUCUGUGAAAAAAUCUGAGAAAUCAGGAAUUAAUUCUCUGCCAGAUGAGGAAUCAUCCGAGGUGGCUGCAGACUCUCCAUCUGUCUUCAAAAGUGCCACCAGGGCAGGUAACUUCAUCUAUCACCGAAUUCCUUCAGCAAAGCCCAAUACUGGCCCAACUUUUGGUAGGGUGGUGCGGAAGCAGGGUCUUCCCUUUGUCGCAAUCACAGAUCGCCGGACAAAACUUCAUCCCUAAGCAUCUAAUACUCUUAGCGACAUGUAAUUUAGUGUAGAAUCCAAUGCCUUAUAUUUGAAACAAAAUAACAUUUACUUGAAACUAUGUAAAAUCUAUCACAAAUCUCACGUGACUUAAGGCGAUGUAGAUUAAUACAGAGAAACAUAACAUAUCUCUCAUGAAUUUUCUUCUCUGAAUAGGCAAACAAGGUAUAUAAGUUUUAAGAAGUUUAUAGGAUCUAAAGAACAAACUAUUAGGGAUGUGCCGUUUUCUCCUGGUGCUACAUUUAGAAUUGAAGUUGAUUUUCAUGUUAGAGUUACUAUUUGAGUUUAAUUGCAUAAUUUCAAGCAUGAACACUCAUAUAAUUUUUGAAAUUUUAAGAAAUAAAUAGAGCUUCCAAAAGAUAAACUUCAAAUAAAGAAAAUUGUGUUAUAUACUUUCGAGAAUGUUAAUUACAACAUGUUAGCUGUCAUAUACGCUAACGCUAGAAGUGCUAGAACGGUUUGUCUAAUAUAAAUUUCUAUUAAAUAAAAAAUUAAAAAAAGAUAGAGGUAAAUAAAAAAAAACUUCCCAAUUUCCGGACUGGGCCUAGAUAUUUUUCUGCUCUAAAAUGCUUUUAUGACCGCCCACAUAACGAGUUUUCUGAUCAUAUAACAGUUGAUUAACAAAAUAAAAUAUAAAUUGAUCGUACCCUUAAUAAUAUUCGUGAAAAGCAAUACUUUGUGCAAUCGACAAAAUGAAUUUCUCUGAAUCAGUCAGGCGUUUUUCGACGAAAAUUCGUUACAUUUUCGAAUUACUCAGAAAAUUGUCUUUAAAAAAGUGUGCAAUUUUUUCAACAAAUGGCAUGUACUACAAUGUCAAAAUAUGUUUAAUUUUUAAAAUUAAAAGAUCUCAGUGAAA